Dromaius novaehollandiae (emu) is the source of this 4711-nucleotide messenger RNA. RefSeq names its product protein kinase C iota (gene PRKCI). Gene Ontology annotation, biological process: protein phosphorylation. Gene Ontology annotation, cellular component: nucleus; cytoplasm. Gene Ontology annotation, molecular function: ATP binding; diacylglycerol-dependent serine/threonine kinase activity; protein binding. The coding region runs from base 377 to 2188 and encodes 603 amino acids. The record is from RefSeq and is a predicted model, not a curated record. NCBI's taxonomy places the organism in Eukaryota, Metazoa, Chordata, Aves, Casuariiformes, Dromaiidae. The transcript is spliced from 18 exons.
AGUCCCGGCAGCCCCCGCGGCGGCGGCACGCCCAGGCCGAACCAAGCGGCCGGGGAGACCCCGCUCCCGCAUCCCCCUCCCCCCCCCCCAACUUGAGCGCAGGGCGCGGGCGAGUGGCCCCCGCGGCUCUCCGUACCGCGCCCCGCCGCCCCGGGACGGGGAUCUCUGCCCGAUCCGCCCCUUCGCCGCCGCGUGGGCCGCCCCGCGGGGCGGGGGCAUGACGGGGGCGGGCAGCGCCCGCCUCUCCCGCCGCGGGCGAUCGGCGUGAGCUGCGGCUGCGGCGCCGGCUCCUCCUUCCUGCCGCCGCCCCGCGCAGCGAGCCGGGGGCGGCGCGGCGCUCCGGGGGGACGGCGGGGAGCCGCCCGCCGCGGGGGGGAUGCCGACGCAGCGGGACGGCAGCGGCAACGGCACCAUGUCCCACCCGGGCCCCGCCGGCGGCGGGGGCGGCCUCGGCGGCGACAGCGCCCACCAGGUCCGCGUGAAGGCCUACUACAAGGGGGACAUCAUGAUAACGUAUUUUGAACCUUCCAUCUCAUUUGAAGGACUGUGCAGUGAAGUUCGAGACAUGUGCUCCUUUGACAACGAACAGCUUUUCACCAUGAAGUGGAUUGAUGAAGAAGGAGAUCCAUGUACAGUUUCCUCACAGCUGGAGCUAGAAGAAGCGUUUCGGUUGUAUGAACUAAACAAGGACUCGGAGCUUCUAAUUCACGUAUUUCCUUGUGUACCAGAACGGCCUGGCAUGCCUUGUCCAGGAGAAGAUAAAUCCAUUUAUCGCCGAGGCGCCCGCCGGUGGCGAAAGCUGUAUUGUGCAAAUGGUCACACUUUCCAGGCCAAACGGUUUAACAGGCGAGCUCAUUGUGCCAUCUGCACUGACCGAAUAUGGGGUCUGGGUCGCCAGGGAUAUAAAUGCAUCAAUUGUAAACUCCUUGUUCACAAGAAGUGUCACAAGCUUGUCAGUAUUGAAUGUGGCCGCCAUACGCUACAACCAGAACCAAUAAUGCCUAUGGAUCCAUCGUCAGUGCAUCCAGAUAAUGUAGAAUCAGUGAUUCCAUAUAAUCCCUCAAGUCAUGAGAGCUUGGACCAUGUUGGUGAAGAAAAAGAGGCAAUGAGCAUUAGAGAAAGUGGCAAAGCUUCUUCCAGUCUGGGUCUUCAGGAUUUCGAUUUGCUCCGAGUUAUAGGAAGAGGCAGUUAUGCUAAAGUCCUGCUUGUUCGAUUGAAGAAAACUGAACGCAUUUAUGCAAUGAAAGUGGUGAAAAAAGAACUUGUCAACGAUGAUGAGGAUAUUGACUGGGUUCAGACAGAGAAACACGUCUUCGAACAGGCUUCAAAUCAUCCUUUUCUUGUUGGACUACACUCUUGCUUCCAGACAGAAAGCAGGCUGUUCUUUGUUAUAGAGUAUGUAAAUGGAGGAGAUCUAAUGUUUCACAUGCAGAGGCAGAGGAAACUGCCAGAGGAGCAUGCCAGGUUUUAUUCUGCUGAAAUCAGUCUAGCACUGAACUAUUUACAUGAACGAGGGAUAAUCUACAGAGAUUUAAAACUGGAUAAUGUGCUAUUAGAUUCUGAAGGGCAUAUUAAACUCACAGACUAUGGCAUGUGCAAGGAAGGGCUGAGGCCUGGAGACACAACCAGCACAUUCUGUGGGACUCCAAACUAUAUUGCUCCUGAAAUUCUCCGGGGAGAGGAUUAUGGCUUCAGCGUAGACUGGUGGGCACUAGGUGUACUCAUGUUUGAAAUGAUGGCCGGCAGGUCACCAUUCGAUAUUGUUGGAAGUUCUGACAAUCCUGAUCAGAACACAGAAGACUAUCUUUUUCAAGUAAUUUUGGAAAAACAGAUCCGAAUUCCCCGAUCCCUUUCUGUUAAAGCAGCAGGUGUUCUAAAGAGUUUCCUUAAUAAGGAUCCAAAGGAACGUUUAGGCUGCCAUCCUCAGACAGGAUUUGCAGAUAUUCAGGGACAUCCGUUUUUCCGCAAUGUUGAUUGGGAUUUGAUGGAGCAAAAGCAAGUGGUUCCUCCAUUUAAACCAAAUAUAUCUGGAGAAUUUGGUCUGGAUAACUUUGAUUCCCAAUUCACCAAUGAACCUGUGCAGCUCACUCCAGAUGAUGAUGAUAUUGUGAAGAAGAUUGACCAGUCUGAAUUUGAAGGCUUUGAAUAUAUAAAUCCUCUUUUGAUGUCAGCUGAGGAAUGUGUCUGAAUUCUCCGUUUCUGGACUGUGCCAAUUGUUACCAUUUGUUUCUGCAUGGAUAAACAUCUCUUCAUUUGAUGCACUCGCAUAAAAUGAAUAACUAAAUAUCUUACUCUUGCCACCUACUGUGGAUUACUCACUAUUUUCUUUUUGUAUUAAUUGUCAUCCCGAACAGUUGUUAUGUCGAACCUUGGGCUGCCAGAAGAUGAAAAAUGGAGAUUUCCCAACAGUCUUGCCAAACUUGAAUUUUAAUAUAGAAGUUGGUCUGUGAGAUUCCUGACUGAACAAGGGGAUCUGGCUGUAUAAUUUGCUAAUACAGUAUUCUGUUAAAGGAAAAAUUUUUUACUGCUUUAAGAAUACAGAUUGCAUUAGGGGACAUAAUAAAUACCAUUAAAGGGCUUCCAUUUUUGCAGCAAGACAGAUAAGACCUUAUGACUUCUGUAGUGUUAAAUCUCCUCUCUAAACAUCUGAUUUCUGUGUUCUCCUUAGACUUAGAAAUUUUAGCUAAAUUAUUGCCCUUUAGAUUUAAAUGACAGUAAGGAGAACAGCUUUUUAAACUCCAUAGGUCAAGAAUGUCUGUUUUCAUAGUGUAUAUUGAUUCUAUCUGAAAAGGAGAUUAUUAACUCAAUGUUAGAAUGGAUAGGUUUUGCUACUAAAUUACACAGUAUGAAUUGUACAUGGCUUUUGACAUAUGAACAGUGAGUGCCUUUCUGAGCCUGUCCCUUUCACUGAGGGUUGUACAUGGUAUAAAGUGUCAGUUUAAAUAAAUGGAAUUCAAUUAAUACUUUUAAAAAUGAAAAUCUGUAGAGUGUAAUUUAGCAGAAAUUGGCAGCUAAUAUUGAAGAAUGUAGGACCUCAUGCUAUUAUUUAUUGCUUUUACAUUCUCUGUCUUACUGUAUGGAUAUGUUACAGCUAUGGUCUAGAUAAGGGCAUUGUUUCCUAUUAGUAUCUUAUUGCCAUUCUGCUGGAAAUGCAUUCCACUUUGCCAGUGGGAAAAGCACAUCUGGAAAAAAUAGGUGCUGUCCACAAUUACUCCCUUAACUUUUCUCUUUAUACAUAAUAGUUUGUAAUCAUAACCAAACCUUAAAUGUUGUUAGUAGACUCAAAGUUAGUAAUAAAGCGAUUGGAAUAAAUAGAAAGAACAAUUCAAAAUAGGAGGUAUGGGUGGAGUGAUUCUUACAUUUCAUAUUAGUAAACAGUGUAAUAUAAAGCACAGCUAAUUCUUAUUUUUAAUGUUUGAGGAAUAUUUUUGAAUGUCUUAGAAUGGAGAAAUGCCAAAUGUACCACUUUUUUUGCAGGGGGGAAAGGGAUUUAAAAGACAUUGAAGAAAAUAAUCUGUAUUACAUAAGGAAAAGUUGUAAGGUAACAUACAUGUUAGUAAAAGUGGACUAAUUAUAUGUAAACACAAGUUAGCAAACUUUAUCUAAAGCUUUUAAUAAGAUUUCUGCUUGGUCAAUGUCUUUCCUUGAAGAUACUUGUGUGGUGAAACUAUAAAUUUAUAGCACAUAACUUCCAUUGUAAUUUUUUUAAGUUACAUGUUAGUUUCCGGGGGAGAGAGUGCAUGAAUACACAGUAGUGACAUAGCAUGGUCUUUAGUUCGUACUUUGCAACAUGAGUAGGAAAUUCUUCUAAUAGUAUUGGGCUGAAUUUUUAGAACUGGAGUCAUUGGAGGGGCCCCAAUUUUAGGAAAGCUUUGAUCUUCCACACUGUUGAAAAUCAGAUUCCCAUAGAAACCUCAAAUUAUGUAUUUUCAAAUAUAAAAUAUCAGAGUAAAACCUACUUCUAAAGAGCAGGUAAUAACUUUCACACUUUUAGUUCCUGUGAAAUGAACUACUCACAUGCAGUUUUUAAAUUGUGGUUAACGCCGAAGUGCUUAGCCUUUGACUUGUAUGCCCACGUGACUAGUUUAGGCAUCAGGAUUUAACUGAUAUUAAACUUUGAAGUUACUUUAAAAAAAUACCUCUCUACAGCGGCUUAAUUUCAUAUGACGUCUUAAGUAAAAUGGCUUUAUAGAGGGAAGUGCAUUUCUGCUGUUCAUUGCAAAAGUGUAAUACACUGUGUUUUGUGCUUAAAGCAAAAAUUAAUUUUUUUAUAAUGUUACAGAAAAGAUACUUUUUCUAUUUAUGUUUUUAACCAUUAAGAAUGUCACUGAGUUAACAGUGACAGGCAUGUUAAAUGACUGUAAGUCCAUUUUUAAACUUUUUUCAUUUUCUCCAAAGUGCCAUGAUGUUAACAGGUAUAUUUCAGUGUUGAACAUACAGCAGCUGUCAUAAAUAUUCAGAAGGGAAACUGGGUGUAAACCAUCAAGUGCAGUAGGUUUUGUCUUUGCAGAAAGUGUCUGCAUCAGAAGCCCGAUGUGUUUAUGUGGAGUAACCUUCUUUUUUGUAUAUGAACUUGGUUCUUGUGGGUGCUCUGCUAGUUAAUAUUGUUGCUAUUUCCUGUUUCGCAUGGAAUGUGGUCUUGAACACUGUUGUGUAAUCAUUCCCUUUAUUUGUGCACACUUUUUACUUUAAAUAAAACAUUUAUAUUAGG